Messenger RNA from Paramecium tetraurelia, 1176 nucleotides. RefSeq lists its product as uncharacterized. The transcript has 3 exons. Lineage: Eukaryota; Ciliophora; Oligohymenophorea; Peniculida; Parameciidae. The record is from RefSeq and is a predicted model, not a curated record.
AUGAUAACCUAUUCCAACAUUCCCCCCAGAUCUUAUACUCCAAAACCUUCCUAUUUAACAGUUGUAAAUCACUCACAAUAUUCUCAGCCUGCUCAACCGAUGUACUCUUAAAAGGUUAUUCCCAUCCAACCUAAGUAGCAUGUACCCACUACAGAAAUUAUUCGAGUCCUCCCCAAUGAAUCCCAACAACCAUAACAAGAUUAAAAUCAAUUCAAUGGAUUAUCAUUGCCAGAACUUAAAGUCUUUUUGGAAGAUUUAAUGAAACGUUAUGACAAAUUAGCAUAAGAAUUACAAAAGGCGACUCAGAAGGAAAUUUAAUUGUAAAAUCAACACACUAUUGCUUAAACCGAAUUGAACAAUAAAAUAUUAUAGUUUUAGUAAGAGAGAGAAUCAUUUAUGUCAACCAUUAACAAUAAGAACUAAGAAAUAGACUUCUUGAAUUCACAGAUAGACCAAUUAAAAGAAUAGCAUUUUCAUGAAAUCUAGGAGUUGAAAGCAGAUAAUGAACAUAUUGCUUUAGUUUUAACUGACAAGUUGGAUUAGAUGAAUCAAUUCUCCAAAGAAAAGAUAAUAGAACUGGAUUAAGCCAAGAGUCUGCUUGUUCUCAGAGAAUAGGAAGUACAAGAAUGGAGAUUAAGAAAAAACAAUGGCGAUGUCUAUUCGUAAGAAAUUAAUCAAUUGAAAUAAAAAAUCUAUUUACUGCAAUAGGAGAAGGAUCAAUUGAUGGGUAGACUUAGAUAUUCUCAACAGGAUUCUCAAUUAGGCAAUGAGAAUUAAAUGUUGAAAGCCUAGUUGUAAGAGAAGGAAUCUGAAGUCAACACUCUGCGUUUGAAAUUGAGAUAUGGCUAGUAAAACAACAAUGAUCAAUAAUUACAGUAGGAAUUGGAAUAAGCCAAAUCAGAGAUUAUGUACUAUAAACAAUAAUUAAUGAAUGCGGGUCAGCCUGGUAAUUAGGAGGAGAUAGAGGAUUAUUAGGAAAGGAUUCAAAUAUUGGAAAAUGAGAUUAGGCGAUAGAAUAAAUAGCUGACCGAUAUGAGACACGAAUUGGAGGAUCACAAAAAUCAUAAAUCUGAUAACGAAUUUCUGAGAUCCAAGUUGUCAGAUCAAUAAAACCAAAUAAAAGAGAUAUCCAAAUCCUAAUUGGGAUUUAAGGACAGGAUUCCACAAUACUACUGA